AUGGCCGCCACCACUAUGAGUCACGUGUUCGAGUACGAGAACGAGCUGAACGACAAUCUCUAUAACCUAAAAAUGUCGGGGAAGAGCAAGGCGAGCAGCAUGAGGCUCAGGAGGGCCCUGAAGCCGAUUCUACGACUGUUGAAGAAGAAGACCAGCCGUAGCGGGAAACACCCCAAGGAUCAGAAAGCGGUCCCCCAAGUCGAGAGCUUCACCGAGGAGGUCGAGAACCAGAACAACGCGAACGAGGCGCUCGAGAUGAGACUUCUGGCUGAACUUCAGGACGCAGAGGAGGGAGCCGCGAUCACUGUCUGCCUCGACGGACAAAUGACAGUUGUUCCGGUUGUACCUGGUCAGUGCUACGUGCCCGUUCACUUCGCGCACACCCACGCUGGGGACUUCUAUUGGACGACCCUGAGCAUGGCCGAUAGUGAUCUGUGCUACAAGGAACGCGCUUUCUCGCAGCAUCAAACGCCCGAGAUGCAAGUCGCGUGA
Messenger RNA from Dufourea novaeangliae, 492 nucleotides. RefSeq lists its product as uncharacterized. The transcript has a single exon. Bases 1 to 492 code for a protein of 163 amino acids. Gene Ontology annotation, biological process: sensory organ development; Notch signaling pathway. The record is from RefSeq and is a predicted model, not a curated record. NCBI's taxonomy places the organism in Eukaryota, Metazoa, Arthropoda, Insecta, Hymenoptera, Halictidae.